AUGGAGCGUGAGCUCCGCUUGAAAGCUUUCAUCGAAGAAUAUGCUCGAGUGGUACAACUUUUUGAUGACAUCGUCUCUAUGAAAGAGUCAAUGGGACGAUUGGAGACGUAUAUGGUGGUUAUGGUGUGUCAAGUUGGUGCCGCUAUGAUUGUAAGUUUAUAUAAUUUUGAAACUUACCACAGAAGGAAGCUCGGGAAGAAGCAGUAG
Messenger RNA from Haemonchus placei, 207 nucleotides. The record is from the annotation of a GenBank genome assembly. NCBI's taxonomy places the organism in Eukaryota, Metazoa, Nematoda, Chromadorea, Rhabditida, Trichostrongylidae.